AUGAUAGGAUAAAUUUUAGAAUAUAGAGGUAGAUAUUCAGAAGCUAUUGAACAUUAUAAAUAAGAUAUCAGUCCAAGUUGUUUAUUUAAUUGUGCAAUGUUAUAUAAAAUCUAAUAAGAUAAAGAGAGAAGUUCAUUAGAUAAAAGUGGUUUUGAAAAAUUAUAAUUUUAAUCUCCUUAAUAACUUGCUAUAACUAGUUUUAGAAAUUUAGCUUAAUCCUAAAAUUAGUAUAAAAUGAUUGCUUAAAUGUUUUAAUAAGUAUUAUUAAGACGUUAAAAUUAAUAACUAUUAACAGAAAAAAUAGAUGGGGAAAUAGAAUAUGUUAACACUGUUUAAAUAAAUUAUAGAUUGACAUAAUCAACAAAAUCUUUAGAAUAAAAAUUUAAAGAAGAUUCUUAAAAUGAUUAAAUUAAUUAAGUAACUGAAUGCCAUACAAUAUAUAGAAGUUAUGAUUCUAGAAUUUCAGGAUAGAAAAUGAUGGUUCAAUCAUAAAUGGCUGAAAAUAUUGAAAGUGAUUCCAGUAGUAUUCAUGAUUAAUUAUCAAAUGAAGAUAAUAUGUUAUUGAAAAUGUAAUUCUAUUUUAACUUUCCAGUUAGAAAAGAUAUUGAAUUUUUUUAUCUUAAUUUAAAACAUGAUAUUAUAUCUGAAUAAGAUUUAUAUUUAGAAAGAACAUUAGAUGAAUUUGUAAAAAAAACAUAAUUUUUGAAAUAUGAAAGUUCUGAAUUAUUUAUAAAUAAUAAUUUAAAAGAAAAGAUUGGUUAAGGAGGAAAUAGUGAAGUUUAUAAAUUCUAUUUUUAAGGAUAAGAAUAUGCAGCAAAAGUGAUAUAAUUUGAAUAUAAAGGAUCAGGAGAAACAAUUAAUGAUGAUGAGAAAUUAGAAAUUUAAAAUAAACUUUUAGAAAUCUGUAUAGUUUGUGAUAUUACAAUGUCAAAGAUUAAAUAUUGUUUGAGAAUUGAACACUUAGGAUUCAAGUUUGAAAAAUUAUAAGGAUAAAUUAAAGUUUAUAAAAUUAUCCUUAUAACAAACUUCUACAAUAGUUAUUAAUAAUUAUCAGAAUGGGAAGAAAUUGAUAAAAUCAAAUAUGUUUAUAAAUUAUCAUUAGGACUUGCUAUUUUAUAAUUUGAUAAAGAGUUACUCCAUCUGGAUUUGAAACCUGAUAAUGUAUUAGUAGAUUCAGUCAAAAAAAAUCCUGUAUUAGCUGACUUUGGAUUGUCAAAGUAUUCUUAAUAAUCUUAUUUUCUUUCUAAUGGCCUAAAAUAAAUGACUAUAAAAUAUAUAGAUCCUGAUUUGGUUUACAAUAAUUUUUAAAGUAGGAAAAAUGAUGUUUAUUCUUUUGGGGUUUCCUUAUUUUAAUAUUUUUCUGGAAGUAUACCAUUUAAAGAACUUAAUUAUUAAUAAAUUCAUGGUUAAAUUAAAAAGUUUUAAGAAUAUCAUCAAACUGCAAUUAAAUAAAUCAACAAUGAUCUUAUAAGAAACUUAAUACUAGAUUGUACUAAGAGUAAAGACAAUAGAAUUUCUUUUGUCUAAGUUCUAUAGAGACUUUUUUUUUAUUUAUAUUAAAUAAACAAUUCAAAUGUAAAAUAAUUAAUUGAAAUUUUGUUUCAGUAAAUUGAAAUUUAAUAAAAUGAGAGAAAAAUUAAAUAUAUAUAUACUUAUUUAAAAGUAAUGAAAAAAUUUAUCAAAUAAAUAAAUAGUUUCAAACCAAUUAAAUUCAUAAAUAAAAUUCUUUAACGUUACAUAAUAAUUUCUUCUAAAGAUUCAGGUAAUUGCUUUCCAGAAAUAAUACAAAGAAUGAAAUAAUUUAUAAAUUGGGUAAUCUUAAAUGAGCAUGAUUUCGUAUUGAAACUUAUAGAUUUCGACAUUAAAACUAAUUAAAUUAAUUAAAAUGAAACGGAAAUCACUUUUAGUUUUUGGGUAGAAGAUGCAUAAAUAAUUUAAUAAGAUAGACUCAUCUUAUGGUAACCUUUUUUCAAAGAGAUUGCUACUAAUCUUUAAUCAAUUCAUAAUUAUUAAAUUUGCUAAUUAUAUUUACCAUUAUCAUAAAUAUACGAAAAGAAUGGAAAAAUUAAAUUAAAUUUUAUGGAAUACUCAUAAAAUCUUUCAAUUGAUUAAAAUUACUAUUAUAAUCUUGAUAGUAUACCAAUUGACCCUAAGAUUAAUUUAUCAAAGAAAUUUAGCUUAUUAAAUGAUGACUAUGCAUUUUGCAUUUUAAUUGAAUAAACAAUAAGAUAAAUUAAAUCUAAAUUAGAUUAAAAUGAACAAAAGAAGAUUUCUACAUUUGAACUUGAAAUUAAGAAUGAAAAGGAAACAAUAUCUUUAAAAUAAAUAAUUGACAAACUAUAAAAUUGA
Molecule: messenger RNA, 2349 nt
Organism: Paramecium pentaurelia
Lineage: Eukaryota; Ciliophora; Oligohymenophorea; Peniculida; Parameciidae
Source: the annotation of a GenBank genome assembly